AUGGAUAUGGAAGAAGAUGAGGAUGAUCAUCCUUUUCCUUUCAUGCUAGAGCAUCAUAGUGGUGUAACGCCGAGAGAAGAAGAAAAUGUAGUUCCUUCGUCUUCAACAAAUGUACAACUCAGUUGGGAGGAUCAUUAUCUCAGUUGUGUGGAUUAUUUUAUUAAUAAAUAUCCUCAACUUUCAACAGCUUAUGCAUUUCAUUGUAAUCCUCAGGUGAGAAGUUCUUCUUCACCAAGAUUUCUGCAAGAUUCUUCGGAAACCCUUGCGUCUCGAAUGGAAUCACUCAACUUGUCCAAUCUUGGUUAUGAGACCAACCAAUACCAUGAAGCUUGUUUGCAGCGCGUGAGGAAUAUUGAGUCUGCCAACGCCACGGUUCCCACGCGCCAUCACCAUGGUCUUCGUCAUUAUACUCUUGAAACUCUUCGGGGAGGUUGGUUUUCAAUGGCAAAAGAUCCACGUGGAUCACGUGUAGUUCAGCAGAUGAUCGAGGAGGGCACACCCCAGGAUAACUUCCACAUGGUGAAUGAACUCCAGUAUCAUUUGCACGAGUUAAUAAAACAUUCUUAUGGAAGCUUCGUCAUUCUCAAGCUUUUUCAAUCACGAAAUAUCAGCGUUCACCAAAAGAACACUUUUAUCCACUUCAUUACCGCUGACCAGCCAAAGCUGAGAGAUUUGUGCAUCCAUGAUCUGGGAGGUCGGGUUAUUCAGCAGAUUCUUGAGGUUGAAGAUGUUCUCAUCGCGAUAGAUCAAAUUACACGUGCUAUGAGCAGUAUCACUGUUGCACUUAUGAAAAAUUAUAAUGGUGGUUAUGUUAUUCUACAGUGCCUGAAGGUUUUCCCACGUGAGCAUAAAAAUGCUAUUUUGGAUGUUGUAGCGCAGAACUGUCAUGAUAUUGCAGUAAAUAAAAACGGAUGCUGCAAUAUUCAAAAAAUUAUCCAUCACGAUGAUGUUCCAGCCUUCCGUUCUCUGACCCAGAAUCUAAUCUCAAAUGCUGAGGACUUGGCAAAAGAUCAAUACGGAAAUUAUGUGCUGCAGUUUUUGGUCAAAAAGAAGAUACCGGAAGUGAAUGCAAUGUUGGUAUCAGAACUUCGCUAUAAAUUUGUUGGUUUAUCUAUAGACAAGUAUGCCAGCAAUGUAGUGGAAGACCUUUUACACUAUUCGAGAACUGAGAUUGCUGCUAUUAUAGCGGAGGAGAUAAUGGAGAGCCCAAUCUUUCUUCAAGUUGUUCAGCAUCAAUACGGGAAUUACGUUGUUCAGAGAGCUUUGCAAUACACUAAGGGCUUUUUGCAUGAAAGUCUUUGUGCCAUCAUUUUAUCUAAUCAAGAAAGACUGAGUAGCUGUCUCCAUGGAAAAAUGGUUCUACAUGUUGCCCAAAAGAGCAAAAGGUUGAGAGGAUAGAAAAUAGCGUUUGAAUUGCUGUGUUUGGGUCGUUGUUUUGUUUAGUUUGAUUGAGUUUUAAUUAUGUUGGGAUGUUAUAUUUUAGAUGUUGUUGUGAAAAAAAAAGUGUUUGGCCAUCACUGUACUGAUGUUGCUCUAUGUAUUUGUUGGCCUUGUUUUCUAUUACUAUCAGUGUGUCUGUAGUUGUGUCUUUGCAGAGUGAAACAUCUAUGAGAGUGUUAUUCAUUCAACAAUUAUAUCUCA
This is a messenger RNA of Vigna radiata var. radiata (mung bean), 1641 nucleotides long. RefSeq names its product putative pumilio homolog 7, chloroplastic. The transcript has 5 exons. Lineage: Eukaryota; Viridiplantae; Streptophyta; Magnoliopsida; Fabales; Fabaceae. Gene Ontology annotation, molecular function: mRNA binding. The record is from RefSeq and is a predicted model, not a curated record. Gene Ontology annotation, cellular component: cytoplasm. Bases 1 to 1398 code for a protein of 465 amino acids. Gene Ontology annotation, biological process: post-transcriptional regulation of gene expression.